AUGUCUUCUGAAGGACUCCUGAGUAAUGACAAAAAUGGCACGAGCAAGAAGAAGGUUGUCAUCGUCGGCGGGGGUGCUGCAGGAAUGUCCUGCGCUGCCACCCUCGCCCAGCACCCAAACAAAUACAAAGUCACCAUCAUCGAACGUAUGUCCGUAGUCGGCGGUCAGGCGACAUCCAUACCCAUCGACAAGGAGAAAUAUGGGACAUCAUGGAUGAACGAUGGCGUCCAGGGAGGCUCCCCGGCCUUCAAGCAUACCUUCAACUUCUUCAAGAGAUAUGGCCAUGAGCCCGAAGAUGUCAAGCUACAGGUCGCUUUCGGCAAAGGCAAGGACGGCUUCUGGACGAAUUGCUUCCCAAGCAAUCUGGUGGACCAAUUCUCAGGCGACAUCAAAAAGUUCGGCAAGGUCCUGAAGCUGAUCAAGUGGACGAUGCCGGUUUUGGGCAUCGUGCCCAUCAGGAUCAUGCUGCGCAUGUUCUUUUUCAACAAGGACUUUGGUGACAAGAUGGUCUUUCCCCUCAUUGCACUUUUCCUUGGAACCGGAAACCAAACGGCGAACGUCUCCUGCGCAAUUCUCGAACGUCUUUUUGAUGAUCCCAACAUGAAGCUCUGGGACUACGACUCAGAAACUCUCCUUCCCAACCUGCCUCUCAUGGUCACCUUUCCGCAUCUGGAAAAGUUCUAUGGCGAGUGGGCUGCCGAUUUGAAAUCGCAAGGCGUGGAUAUACGUACAAACACCGAUGUCACAGAGAUAGUAUCCCGCUCAAAAAAGGGCGUCGUGCUCAAGACUGCGCCAUUCGAUCCCGAACAGGGCAAGACAGAUUCGGGUCAGAGAGCUGGCGGCCACACAGGUCCAGAAUCUACAACGGAGACUUUCGACAACCUAGUCAUGUGCGUCCUCGCCGAUGACGCUAAAAAGCUUCUCGGCAAGACCGCCACCUGGCGCGAGAAAUUCGUUCUAGGUGGCGCUCACUUCUUCGACGACAUCACCAUCACCCACUCCGACUCCAAAUACUUCAAAGAGAAUUACGAGACACACUUCAAUCCCGAGCUCUGCGCGAAACCCAAGAACAAACAACAGGAAGACCAGAUCGCCUUCGCUAAGAACGAGCAAAAAGGACAAGAUGGAGAGCCAUCGGGGUACAGACCGAUGUACUACACUCAUUCUUACCCCGAAGAUAUGAAAAAGAUCGAGAUGGCCUUCGACUGCACAAACUACCAGCACCAAUUCCGCAUGGAUCAUGAUGCAGAUAAAGCACCCAUCCCCUACGACAAUCACGUCUUCCAAUCUAUCUUCCUCGACAAAACCCACUCUGAUCUCUGGACGAUUGACCAAAUCGACGAAUCCAAGAUCAUUGAGCGCAAAUGGUGGCACCAGCUCGGUCACCGCUGGCAGCACUACGUCAGGGUCGUGCCAGGCAUGAUGUUCAUUAACGGCAAAAACAAUACGUUCUUUGCGGGCAGUUGGACGCUGGUGAACAUGCACGAAAUGGCGUGUGUAAGUGGUAUUGCAGCGGCGUACAGACUGGGGGCGGAGUAUGAGAAGUUUGAUGAUUUCGCAGAGGAUUUGUUUAAGAAAUAUCUCUGGAUUAGUCACGGGGUAAGGUAUAAGGGGGGAAAGAAGGUGCAGUAA
Letharia columbiana is the source of this 1632-nucleotide messenger RNA. RefSeq lists its product as uncharacterized. Gene Ontology annotation, molecular function: oxidoreductase activity. The transcript has 3 exons. Lineage: Eukaryota; Fungi; Ascomycota; Lecanoromycetes; Lecanorales; Parmeliaceae. The record is from RefSeq and is a predicted model, not a curated record. The coding region runs from base 1 to 1632 and encodes 543 amino acids.